Maylandia zebra (zebra mbuna) is the source of this 845-nucleotide messenger RNA. It is a transcript of the gene cskmt, whose product is annotated as citrate synthase lysine methyltransferase. Lineage: Eukaryota; Metazoa; Chordata; Actinopteri; Cichliformes; Cichlidae. The record is from RefSeq and is a predicted model, not a curated record.
CCAAAGUGAGAACUCUUACGUUAAAGGUUAGAGUGAAAGGCAAGAUGUCUCCGUUUUUAAAGUCAUUUUUGUCAGGCAGAAGAGUUUUGGGGGCUUAUUUGCGGUAUCAUUCUUCUCUAACUGCUGAACUGAUUGAAAACAUGGAUAAGAAAGCAACCUGGGACCGCUUCUACACCGAGACCAGCAGCGGGAAAGCCACCUUCAAAAACUUUGAGUGGUUUUUUGGUUUCGAUUCUGUCCGAGACUUCAUCAUGCCCCUCUUGCAAACUAUGUCUCGCCCAGACGCUGCGCUCCAGGUGGUGGAUAUGGGCUGUGGUACGUCAGCACUGGGACCCUCUAUCUACAGGCACUCUCCUGUCUCCGUCCAUGUCACUUGUGCUGACAUUUCCCCCAUAGCUGUGAAACUAAUGCAGGAACACAUUCAAGCUAAAGCCAUUCAACCUCACAGCUGUUCUUCUCAAAUUGAGUUCGUAGAGCUGGACUGCACACAGCUUGAUAAACGCUUCAGUCCUAGUACUGUGGACCUUAUAAUUGACAAGGGGACCACUGAUGCCUUGUUAAGGUCCAGGGAGGGGAAGCGAAAUGCCAGCCUGGUCUUGAAGCAGUGUUUAAGGGUGUUGCGGAGUUCAGGGUCCUUGCUCCAGUUUUCUGAUGAGGACCCUGACUCCAGGCUUAUUUGGCUGGAGACGGCUGCACAGGAUCCGGGAGUGAUGACAGCAGAUGUUGGGGUGCAGGAAGUUGGAGAGCUAAGGGGGAUCCAUUACUACUGCUACCAGGUGACCCCUCAUCCUGCUCUAUAACUGAAACUUUUUACUCCAAUAAAUAAAUAAAAUAAUACAACACAA